AUGGUCGUGGAAGCCGACGACGGGUCCGUGGCCUACGCGCACCACGCGACGGGCAAGGCCGCGACGGGCCCGACGGAGGCGUCCGUCGUCGAGGGCCCGACGAUCUGGGUCACGCUCAUCGACCCCGUGAGCGGCCAGGUCUACUACUACUCGCGCAUGUCGGGCGAGUCGAGCUGGGCGCCGCCGCGGUGGAUCGACUACUACGACCCCGACGCGCGCUGCGUCUACUACGUGCACACGCGCACGAACGCGUCGACCUGGGACCGGCCCGAGUCGUUCCUCGACGACGCCGAGGCCGCCGCGGGCGAGCUCGACUACGCGGACGCGCCGCCGCCCGAGGAAGCCAAGGCCGCCGACUCGCCGCGGCGCCGCGGCGCCGACGACGAGGCGAAGCGCGACGCGUCGCCGGCGAAGCGGCCCGCGUCCGCGCACGCGCCGCCGAGCCACGUCCGGAGCCCGCCGGGCGUGAACAAGGAGAACGGCGACGCGCCGCUCGACAAGCUCAACGCGAUCCUCUUCUCCUACCAGAAGCGGCCGAAGCAGCCCUGGGACCCGGCCGCGACGCAGGCCCCGGCGGACGCCGCGUCGCCGGAAGCGAAGAAGCGCGACUCCGGCGCGUCCUGCCCGUCGCCGCCGGACUACCCGACCUUCGACGGCGAGGUGUUCAACAAGACGUCGAUCGGCAUCGGCGUCAUGGCCACGGUCGUCGGCGGCGCGGGCGUCAUCUGUUUCGCGGCGUUCUUCCAGAACAAGAAGCACGGAUUCAUCAAGGGCCCCCGGGCCUGCGCGACGGUGCGUGCCGCGGUCCCCGGCCACGUCCCCGGCCCGUGCCCGGGCCGUGCCCGGGGCCCCGUGCCGGGCCCGUGCCGGGCCUCCCCGGCCCGUGCCCGGCCCGUGCCCGGGGCCCGUGCCGAGUGCCGGGCCCGUGCCGGGCCGCGUGGCCCGUGCCCGGCCCGUGCCCGGGGGCCCGUGCCGAGUGCCGUGCCGCGUGCCGGGCCCGUGCCGGGCCGCGUGCCCGGAGCGCAUUUACCGUGCCGGAACCCCCGUGCCCGCCGUCCCCGGCCCCCGUCCCGGGGCCGGACCGUCGUGCAGGGGCCCGUACCCGACUCGGAGCAACACGAUGGGUGCUUGAUUGUCAUGCUCGGCCCAGGAGAGACCGGCGACACGCCGGUCGCCGAGCUCAAGCGCAAGUCCGAGGAGCACAAGGCCGAGGCCGCGCGCCUCGAGCAGCGCGUGCUGUUUGCCCAGGAGCGGCACGGUGAGGCCGACGACGAGGAGGCGCCGCCGCCGCAGACCGGCGACGACUCGGGCGCGUCCGCCGGCGGCGACUCGUCGUCGUCGUCGCCGCUGACGCCCGGCCCGCCCGGGCGCGGCGCCGUCGUCGUCACGCUCGCCGAGGCCUUCCCCGACACGUUCGGGUUCGGCGAGGCGUUCAAGGAGUUCGAGGGCUGCGCCGUCGGCGGCGACGGAUACUACCGCCGCGCGUCGGAGCGGGAGCUCGGCCGCCUGACACAACGCCCGUUGUAUGAUCUUCUGCGUCUCUUACGCCCGCAUAGGAACCAGGAUCUCAAGUGCGACAUCAUCGAGGAGCUGGUUCGCUACGGGACGCCCGCGCACGUCUCCGUCGACGCAGACGGCGAUCUCUUCUACGACCGCGCGCCCGUGCCGCCGGUGAAGCGGGUGAAUCUGCGCUUCGCGGGGAUGAUCCGCUUCGGAAGUGGAUUCGAGGCCUUCGACGGCAAGCGGAACCCCUUCACCGACGAGCCCUUCGCCCGGGCGACGUACGACGAGCUCAUGUCGAUGCACAGGCCGGUGUUAUCGCUUAUGGUCGACGCAUGCCCAAUGACUCGCGAAGAGCGGUCCGCUUUGAUGAAACGAAGCGCGAAGGAACGUCUGGCGAAGUUCCUCGCAUCGCAUGGGGUGCCAAAAGGCGUCGACCUGCGCCCUGGCGCGCGCCGGAUUUGUCUCUACCGUCCGUAUCCUAUCGGGUUUUCGACGCGAGACCAUUCGUCGGAAGCGAAGCGCUUUCGUGCAGCACAAAAAGCGAGGUGUUUGGCGCAAUCCAAGCUCGCGGCCGAGGCGCGGCUCGAAGGCAAGCCGAGAUCGAGUGGUGGUGGUUCCGGUGCCAUCUCGGCGUCGCGCAACGCCGAGCAGAAGCGUCUGAUCGCGCUCCUCGCCGAUCAUCACGCGCGCGCCAACGGCCACGACUUCGCCAACCGCUGCUACAGGAAGUGGUGGCACACGAAUUAUUGUAACCCGCCGGAGGCGGUCAUGUGCUUCGUGUGCAAGUGUAUGACGAAGAAACGCGUAUUCGAGCACUGGCAGAUCGCGAACUCGGACGGCUCCGUCACGUACUACCACCGCAGCCUCACCUGCUGCCCGACAUGCAACAUCGUCACCGUCUGCAUCGUCGACAAGCUCGAGCUGCCGGCGCAGGACAUCGCCGAGGCGCGCGCGCGCGCGCGCGCAGAUGCACGCGCCGUCGCCGCGUUCUGCUACCCCGGCUACACGCCGCCGUCGUAG
Molecule: messenger RNA, 2523 nt
Organism: Aureococcus anophagefferens
Lineage: Eukaryota; Pelagophyceae; Pelagomonadales; Pelagomonadaceae
Exons: 4
Coding region: 1-2523 (840 amino acids)
Molecular function (GO): protein binding
Source: RefSeq, a predicted model, not a curated record